AUGCGAAAGUUAUUCCACGAGCUGGCGAAACCGGCGCGACACCGCCGCCGUGUGGAACACCUUUUGAUGAAGACGACCACGGGGAACAAUUUCAAUACCAACGAUAUGUUCUUGGGGGGGAAGAUGAUGGAACAACAGCAACAGCAACAACAACAAAUCCGUCACCACCACCCGGACCCGAGAGAUUUGAAAUACAUGACCAAAGGGUGGAAAGCUGCUCUGAAGGAAAAGACGAUUCCGGAAUCCGUGCACGAGGCGUCGGUGAAACGCGAGUUGAAACUCGGGUUACAAGGGUCGAGUUCGAUCAACGAUAAAACGAUUCCGACGUUUUCGAGAGGCGAGUUACCACACUUUGCCGGGAUUAACACGUUCAUGAAAGCACCGUAUUGCGAGGAUAUUUCGGAGGUUGGGAAGUACGACGCGGCGGUGGUUGGCGUGCCGUUCGACGGCGGGACGACGUAUAGGCCGGGGACGAGGUUCGGACCGCAAGGGAUUAGGAGGAUUAGCGCGUUGUAUACGCCGUAUAACUACGAGACUGGGGUGGAUUUAAGGGAGCAGAUGACUUUGUGCGAUGCUGGGGAUAUAUUUACCAUUCCGGCGAACAUCGAAAAGUCGUUCGAUCAGAUUUCCAACGGCGUUGGUUACAUCGCGAGUACGGGCGCCAUGCCGAUUAUUUUGGGUGGCGAUCAUAGCAUCGGGUUUCCAACCGUGAGAGGUAUUGCCGCGCAAACGACUAAAAACAUCGGGAUUAUUCACGUCGAUCGACACGCGGAUAUUCAAGAGUACGAUUUGGACGAGCGCAUGCACACCACGCCGUAUUUCCACGCCACAAACAUCCCAAACGUAAAGCCGGAAAAUUUAGUACAAAUCGGCAUCGGCGGUUGGCAAGUCCCGAGAGCCGCGGUUAAAGAAAUCAGAAACCGACGAACGAACGUGUUCACCAUGUCCGACGUGGAAGAUUUAGGCAUCGAAAAAGUUGUCGAAAUGGCCUUAGAACGCGCCUGGGACGGGUGCGACGCGGUGUAUUUAUCCUACGACAUCGAUUCCAUCGAAGCCGGUUUCGUCCCGGGCACCGGCUGGCCAGAACCAGGCGGAUUCUUACCAAGAGAGGCUUUAAAACUCGUCGGUUUAGUCGCCGCGGAAGGUUUGUGUGGCAUGGAAGUCGUCGAAGUCUCCCCUCCGUACGACGUUUCCGACAUCACCGCUUUGAUGGGGUUACGCAUUUGCGUCGACGCCAUGGGCGCCAUGGUCGCGCACGGGAAAAUGGGCAAACAUCGACACAUCAUCGAUAAAGAGUUUGUCCCGUUUUAA
This is a messenger RNA of Bathycoccus prasinos, 1311 nucleotides long. RefSeq names its product agmatinase. The coding region runs from base 1 to 1311 and encodes 436 amino acids. The transcript has a single exon. The record is from RefSeq and is a predicted model, not a curated record. Gene Ontology annotation, molecular function: agmatinase activity; metal ion binding. Lineage: Eukaryota; Viridiplantae; Chlorophyta; Mamiellophyceae; Mamiellales; Bathycoccaceae.